AUGAGAGUGGGCUAUAAGGAGGAACUGGGUACCUUCUCCUGCAUCUGCAUCUCCUACCAGCACCCACUCCACAGGCAAGCAGUAGCUCUGUUUCAGGUGGAUGAUGCCAUGCUGAUGUUUGACAAAACCACCAACCGGCACCGAGGGUUCGGCUUUGUCACGUUUGAGAGCGAGGACAUCGUGGAGAAAGUGUGUGAAAUCCACUUCCACGAAAUCAACAACAAAAUGGUGGAAUGUAAGAAAGCUCAGCCAAAAGAGGUGAUGUCACCGACUGGCUCGGCCCGGGGGAGGUCUCGAGUCAUGCCCUAUGGAAUGGACGCCUUCAUGCUGGGCAUCGGCAUGCUGGGUUACCCUGGUUUCCAAGCCACGACCUAUGCCAGCCGGAGUUAUACAGGCCUCGCCCCUGGCUAUACCUACCAGUUCCCCGAAUUCCGUGUAGAGCGGACCCCUCUCCCGAGCGCCCCAGUCCUCCCCGAGCUUACAGCCAUUCCUCUCACCGCUUACGGACCCAUGGCAGCAGCAGCGGCGGCAGCGGCUGUGGUUCGAGGGACAGGCUCUCACCCCUGGACGAUGGCUCCCCCUCCAGGUUCAACUCCCAGCCGCACAGGGGGCUUCCUGGGGACCACCAGCCCGGGCCCCAUGGCCGAGCUCUAUGGGGCAGCCAACCAGGACUCGGGGGUCAGCAGUUACAUCAGCGCUGCCAGCCCCGCCCCCAGCACUGGCUUCGGCCACAGUCUUGGGGGCCCCUUGAUUGCCACAGCUUUCACCAAUGGGUACCACUGAAGCAGGAGGCAGG
Molecule: messenger RNA, 796 nt
Organism: Physeter macrocephalus (sperm whale)
Lineage: Eukaryota; Metazoa; Chordata; Mammalia; Artiodactyla; Physeteridae
Gene: MSI1
Product: musashi RNA binding protein 1
Exons: 9
Coding region: 1-783 (260 amino acids)
Biological process (GO): central nervous system development; regulation of translation
Cellular component (GO): cytoplasm
Molecular function (GO): mRNA binding
Source: RefSeq, a predicted model, not a curated record